This is a messenger RNA of Loxodonta africana (African savanna elephant), 986 nucleotides long. It is a transcript of the gene MGST1, whose product is annotated as microsomal glutathione S-transferase 1. The coding region runs from base 148 to 615 and encodes 155 amino acids. The record is from RefSeq and is a predicted model, not a curated record. NCBI's taxonomy places the organism in Eukaryota, Metazoa, Chordata, Mammalia, Proboscidea, Elephantidae. The transcript has 4 exons. Gene Ontology annotation, molecular function: glutathione transferase activity. Gene Ontology annotation, cellular component: membrane; mitochondrion.
AUUAAUAGGAAAUUAACCGGAGAAGAGGCGGUGCCUGCGUCCCGCCCGCGCAGUAAAACUCAGUGCCCGCGCAACGCGCCUGCCCGGGACUGGUCUGCAGCUUUACUUCUCUUCGGAUUCGCAGAUUCCAGACCACAAUUGAAAAAAAUGGUUGACCUCACCCAGGUAGCCGAGAAUGAAGCAUUCAUGGCCUUUGCCUCCUAUGCAACAAUUAUUCUUUCAAAAAUGAUGUUUAUGAGUACUGCCACUGCAUUCCAGAGAUUGACAAAAAAGGUUUUUGUCAACCCAGAAGACUGCGCGCAUUUUGGCAAAGGAGAAAAUGCCAAGAAGUAUCUUCGGACAGAUGACCGAGUGGAACGUGUACGAAGAGCCCACCUGAACGACCUUGAAAAUAUUGUGCCGUUUCUUGGCAUCGGCCUCCUGUAUUCCUUGAGUGGUCCAGAUGUCUCUACAGCCCUCCUGCACUUCAGGCUCUUUGUCGGAUCGCGGAUCUACCACACAAUUGCAUACUUGACACCGCUUCCCCAGCCAAAUCGAGCUUUGGCUUUUUUUGUGGGAUAUGGAGUUACAUUUUCCAUGGCGUAUAAUUUGCUGAAGAAUAGAUUGUACCUGUAAGGAGAGUCAUAAAACUCAACAUCCAGUUGGUUUUUGUUAAGAAUUCUGUACUUCCAGUUUAUGAUGAAUACUUUCUUAGGUUUUAGGGGAGUGGCAAGGAUUUAAGAAUUGGACAAAACUCAUUUUGAAUAUUAGCAUCCACAGUGUCCUUCAUUCGUUUUAUGUUUGCACUAGAAAUCUAACAUAAUGAUUCUUAAAUCUUUUGCCUUAUUUUUAAAGAACUUUGUUAUACAUUUUGAUUAUGGUGUAGUUUGUAACUUUCGCUUGACACUUCAUAUUUUUACUCUAUGAAAAGAACAAUUACAUGUGUGCUAAACUUAUAUUUCUAUAUUGUUGAAAUGGGCACAUGAAAUAAAGAAUUUAAAUGAUAA